Molecule: messenger RNA, 456 nt
Organism: Hydra vulgaris (swiftwater hydra)
Lineage: Eukaryota; Metazoa; Cnidaria; Hydrozoa; Anthoathecata; Hydridae
Product: THAP domain-containing protein 1-like
Source: RefSeq, a predicted model, not a curated record
AUGCCUAAAAAGUGCUGUGUAGUUGCUUGCAGAAGCGGUUACAAAAAGAAAAAAAAUGACGAUACUGUAGAGGAUUUUAUACCUAUAACAGUAUUUAAUUUUUCCUCAGAUAUAGAUUUAUGCUCCCGGUGGAUCAAGUUUAUAAACAGAAUUAACUGGAAACCAUCUAAACUUUUUGGAAUAUGUAUUGAUCAUUUCAAAGAAAAAUUUAUUAAACAAAGCAAAAGAAAUACACCAAACUUUACAAAGAAUCCUAUUCCAACAAUUCAUACAAAAAAAGAUUGUUUUUUAAAGCCAUCUUUACUUCCUGCACCUAUAACUUUAAGAAAGGCUCCUAUAAAAAGACCUUUUUCUCAUUCAUUGUUAGAUGAAACAGUGGUUUUCAACAAACUAGAUAAGAUUUGUUCAAUCAAUGAUUUGACAGAACAAGUUUGUCCUCAAAAUUUUUCUACUUAA